UAUAGGAAUCCAGCUCGAAGGCCCGUUUGUAAUGAACCAAAGGCUUUAAAUUUUUACAGGAAGAUGUUUUUAGAAGUUGUUGGUUCCAUUUUGAUCAUAUUAUUUACAUGGUUCCUGAAGACCUGCUACAGUAGACGUGGUAUGCCUCCAGGUCCAUUUCCACUUCCCAUCAUUGGAAAUCUUCUUUUGAUAUUGGACGAUGAUUUUCCGUUCUCAGCCGAAAAGCUUCGUGAGAAAUAUGGAAACACUUUUACACUUGUUCUUCCUACAGAAAACGUCGUAAUGGUAACCGAUGCAGCAACUGCACGAGAAGCUCUCCUCACAAAUAAGGAUACUUUUCAAGGUCGUCUUGCAGAUGUGGUGUACCCAAUAAACGAAAUAUUACAAGAAAAAGAUCUUGCGACAAGUGAUUGGGAUAAUAAAUUUCGACUUAAGCGUCAAGCAUUUGUAAAGGCUUUGCAUACUUUUGGAGAGGGGAAAAAGAUUAUACAUGAAAAUGUAAACGACCAACUGGAUGAAUUCUCUAAGGCGGUGGAAAGCUUGAACGGGCAGCCUUUUGACCCUUCAGAUAUUUUGGAGAGUUCUAUAAUCUCUAUACUUUAUCGUUGGAUAACUGGUAAGACAAAUAACAUAGAAGAUGGUACUGUUGGCAAAUUGCGCGCUUUUAACCCAGCAUUUUUCUCCUGCUUAUUUUCCGGUCCUUUAUAUCAACAUAUAAAAAGUAUCAGCAAUUUACAAGAUGAAUUACGAAAACUUUUUAUACCGGCAGCGGAAGAGAAAGCGAAAGCUUUUCAUCUUCGGUCUAGAAAAAAUCCAAAUGAUUUUGACGAGGAAGAAUAUCAAAAUGUCAUGGAAUCUUUAAUGGCUUGGUGCGAACAUCUUAAAGUGGAAACAGACUGCGUUCCCUUUGUAUCGGCCGGUGGUAUGCUAGCCGCAACUGGUGCACUUUCCACGCUUUUUGUUUGGUUCCUUCUAUAUAUGAUACUUGAUCAAGAUUUGCAGAAAAAGCUUCAAGACGAAAUCGAGGAAACCUUGCAGGGGAAUGAACUGCUCCAGUGGAAAGAUAUGUCUAAGCUUCCGUAUUUGAAAGCGACUGUUUGUGAAGUGAUGCGACAUUCGUAUUUUGUUCCUCUGUCUCUUCCUCAUAACCCGGUGAUAGAAACACAACUGCAAGGCUAUCGCAUUCCAAAAGAAACAACCAUUUUCUUCAAUUACCACUGCAUUCAUAGAGAUGAAAAUGUUUGGAAGAAUCCUUCAGUGUUCAACCCCGACAGAUUCAUCGAUGAAAAUGGGAAGUUCGUUGGAUGGCGUGUGAAGCCAGGAUUUAUGCCUUUUGGUAUUGGUAGCAGAUCAUGCCCUGGCGAAAAUUUAGCCAGGGCAGAGAUAAUGUUCUUCAUAUCGGGGAUGUUGAAGCGAUAUAAGUUUGAGGUAAAUGAAGAUGAGCCCAUGCCGACGUUGGAACGUGGGGAAGCGGCAGGAAAAUUUCCACCUAAACCGUUCAAAGUGAUUGCUCGAAAGCGUGAAUAUAUAGGUAUAAGGAAAUAUUAAUUAUUAACACUUCAAGUAUCGAAAUGUGGGCGAUUAAAUUUAACGAUUAUAUGUACCUGUUAGCUGGAAAAAAACAAUUUUGUGAACGCUCGAAAGGUGACGCUCGUGUGCACACAGCCUAACACAAGGCUGAAAGUAAGAGCAAAGCUUUCAGGCGAUAUUUCUUUUGUGCUUUCGUCAUGAUAUACCCCGUCUUAUUUGCUGUAGUUUAUUCUUUUCUUUAUAGCAUCUAGUGGUUUUUUUCCUCAUUGUCGUAAGUUUGGUCCGUUUUUAUCUAACCUGGCCCCACCAUAAUGUUAUGCAUGAUCAAUAAUCACUCGCAAUAAUGAAUAAGUAAAUAAAAUGAUUACUUUUAUUUAUCGCCGUCUGGUCUGCGCCCACAUGAUAAAGGUGUAGCAGUGUAGGAG
Dendronephthya gigantea is the source of this 1955-nucleotide messenger RNA. RefSeq names its product cytochrome P450 2D6-like. The record is from RefSeq and is a predicted model, not a curated record. The coding region runs from base 64 to 1548 and encodes 494 amino acids. Gene Ontology annotation, molecular function: monooxygenase activity; iron ion binding; heme binding. Lineage: Eukaryota; Metazoa; Cnidaria; Anthozoa; Malacalcyonacea; Nephtheidae. The transcript is spliced from 3 exons.